CCCUAGACAUCUUAUCCCCUAUCCAGAGAACAGCCACGAGUGCCACAGCGUUAUCCAUAUACUCUGAGGUUUAUCUGACCAUUGUUGCCUUAUUGUUUCAGGAUGUAGUUAAGCGUGAGGGCUCCACCAUCUCCUUCUUCAUGGACAAGGAGGACAGAUGGCCUGAAGGUGUGGGGGAUCAUCGGGCCGGGCUUUCUCCAGAUCCGUUCCUGAAGAAGCUGCAGAGCUAUAACCAGAUCCUGGUGAAGGAGGAAUCUGCUUCACGAGAAGGAAGGGAUCCAGUGGAUAAAGACGACCCACAGGGAGGAUCUGUCAGUGUUAAAGAGGAACCUGGCCCGUGCCAAGGAGGAAAUGUCUCUGACACUGAAUUCUACGCGUCUGAUGAUCCGAUGGAGCGUUAUCCCUCUACUCAUAUGGAGGACGAUGGAGACCAUGAAGAACCCACAACCACGGGUCGUAUAGAGUACACGUCUGUCCGCAUUAAGGAGGAACCUGAUUCGUAUGAGGGGGAGAGCGUCACUGAUCCUGAUUAUACCUCCACUGAGGAGUACCAGUACACCAGCUUCCAGAUCAAAGAGGAGUCCGUGUCGGAUGAGGAAGGAAACCUCGCAGACACUGAUGAUUUCAAGCCUGUUCGUCGGAGGCGUUACCGCAAAUACGGAACUGAUGAGGAAACCGAUUCAUGUGAAGAAGGAACCGCCUCCGAAACUGAUGGUUUUCCUCCUGCCGAUCUUACACCGCAGUUUCCUUCUACUCACGCGGAUCCUCCAGCAAUGUUCGGGGGGAAUCUCCUGCAGAACGACUUCCUGCUUUUCGACGAGGGAAGCAGCUUCGACACGGACGUCUCCGCCCUCAUCAAACACGCGCAGACAAAAUACAGUUUUGCGCCAAUUGAAGAGGGCUCAGGCUCUGAUGAAGAUGAAGAUGUGGCCCCGACCGAACCAAUCCCCGCCUCCAAAGAGCGUUCACCACCAAAGGCCUCCUCAGGAACAGAUGAGGCAGCCGGAGAGGAAGGUUCCGCCUCACAAGUGAAGAAAGAUUACCAGUGCUCGGAGUGCUCUGAAAUAUUUGUGCGCCGUUCAGAUUUUGCCAACCAUCGGAGAAACCACCGGCGGGAGAGGUUGACGUGUCCGGAAUGCGGGAAGGUCUUCUCCAACAAACCGAGCCUCAUCAAUCACCUGACCGGCCACACGGGAGAGAAGCCGUACUCCUGUGCCGUCUGCGGCAAAUGCUUCACCCGAAACAGCAACCUGAUCGUCCAUCAGGCCAUUCACAUGGAGAGGAGCCCCCUAGGGGCCCGGAACGUGAGCGACUUCCUGUACAUAAAGCCGGUCUUGUGAGAUGCAGGAAGUGACCGGCUCCUACCAAGUGAUGACACUUUGAAGAUUCUUCCAGGGAAGAAGCCAUUUUUUAUUAAAAUGUGCACAAGACGCGAGAUGUUGUCUUUCGGUUGUUUUGGUGGCGUCUUGACUUUUCGUGACUUAUUGGACCUCCGCAUGCUUGUAUGACCUGUGAGACGAUGACCCCUCCGACCUUUUUGGUCUGGACCAUCCCCUCUUUUGUGUUUGUCUUUCUUGGUAACCUAGUUGUUCCUGCCCCAAAGUCUUGAGUAUUAGCGUUAGUCUUUCCGCCCGAGGUUAACUUUGCCAAUUUUUUUUUUAUGUCUGAUGAGACAAUUUGCCGACAGUAAGGCUCCUUAUCUUGCCAAAACCCAGUGGGACCUUUUUUUUUCCCGUAUAUAACCUUGGAUGAUCCUAUAAUGAUGGCGAAGAAUAAUAGUGAUUUUCCUAUUUGCACGGACUGCCGGUUGUGAUGAUGGGAGUUGUGACCUAAGUUCCACAUUUCAGGUUUUUUGCUUUUCUUUUUGCACGAUUUCAGGUUAUUUUUUUCAUAUUGAAAAUAACACUGUCUUUAUUAAAAGACUUGUUUAUUAACACCUUCAUUUACUUGGUUUGGUCGUGUGCCGGUGCUUGUUCUGUAAUAACUUCUGAUAUUAAACAGUUAUAAGCCAACGCUCAGUGCCCCGCUGAGAAUAGACGUGUCCUGUC
Hyla sarda is the source of this 2048-nucleotide messenger RNA. RefSeq names its product oocyte zinc finger protein XlCOF7.1-like. Gene Ontology annotation, biological process: regulation of transcription by RNA polymerase II. Bases 141 to 1340 code for a protein of 399 amino acids. The record is from RefSeq and is a predicted model, not a curated record. Lineage: Eukaryota; Metazoa; Chordata; Amphibia; Anura; Hylidae. Gene Ontology annotation, molecular function: DNA-binding transcription factor activity; RNA polymerase II cis-regulatory region sequence-specific DNA binding. The transcript has 2 exons.